AUGCCAGUGAGCCGACGGACGCAGUCGGUGCUAGUGGCCUUGGUGGGGCGGCGCAUGGAGGCACUGCAGCAAAGUCUGGAUGAUCUACCAGAGGCCUUUCGGACGCAUGUGGCGACCUUGGGAAUUUCAGCUGUGCCUGCUGGGGUGAACUUGGAAGAAAUUUGGCAAUCGGCACGCGCCACGCCAUUGCGUAGCCGCAAUCAGCAGUUGGUGUUGCAGCAAGCAGUGCACGGACGAGCUCCGCAGGGUGUUGCAUCGCUUCAGUGCAUGCAAGUCUUUCAGCAGCAGCUGGCCACGCAGACGGCCACAAUGAUGGCUCAUGCUGUGGUCGGUGCCUUGCAGCUGCGUGACCAGGAGUUGCCGUUGCGCAACUUGCAUGUUUUUGCACGACAGACAGAAACUGGGGCUGCGGCUCCGCGAGCAGCUGGCUUGGAGCAAUUGAUGCUCCGUGCUCAAACACCUGGUGCUUCUCUUGCUGCCUUGCAAGUGGAGCGUCGUUCGGAGCCAGUGUUGGCGUUGGCGAAUGGUCCAGCGCAAGGAGGUGGUUCGACGGAGGAAAGCGCAGCUGCUCUGGAAAACGGAGUGGCGGCGCCGGAGAUCCAGGCAGGGGAAGUUCCAGCGGGUGCGUUGCCUGCUGCAAGCGGUGCAGUGCCCAACGCAGCAUUUGCGGCUGCGGAUGGUGCAGCUGUUGCGGCGGCUGCUGCUGCAGAGACACCAGAGCCCCCGACUGAGAUUCCAAGCCAAGUUGCCGCGACGGUCCAGAGUCUCGCGAAGGCACACUACGAAAAGGCAUUGCCAGAUUCAGGGAAAGGAAAAGGAAAAGGCCUUAAGAAAUCUCUGAAGAGACCGUCUGCGGUGAGGCAGACGCCGUUGAAAAGGCCUGCAGCUGCACAAGCGCCUGCGAUUGAGAAAACGCAGGAGCAUGAUGAGCCAGCGAAAUCUUCGACUGCAACUUCUGCCAAGAAGCGGCCUGCUUCGGCCGCUGGGGGUAAGGCUUCCAAGAAGCGUCCGGCGGCCGCUGGGUCUGCGGAGGGAGGUUUGAAACAUUUGUCAGAGAAGAAGUUGGCUGAUGGCACCGUGCAGCUGCGCUUAGGGGAUAGGCCAUCCGCGGAUGCGCCGCCUGUGCUUGUGCGCUGGCGUGCCAAGGUGUUGACACACACUCAGGCAGCUAUCAGAAGGGUGCAAGAGAAUGCGGCCGAGUGGGGAUAUCCGCUCGAGGAAUUUCCUAUAUUAGAAGAGUUAGAAGACAUGCAGCUGCGGCUGCGAAUGGAUCCGGCAUUACCGCCAUGUGAGGCACAUGCUGUGCUGCGAAAGGUUGUAGACGCCCCACCAGCAUUUGAUGUGGGGGGUUGCGUGCGCGCAAGACAUUGGCGGGCUGCGGGCUGCUUGGUUGCGUACGCGCAACACGGUCGUGGCCUGCGGGCUGCUUGGUUGCGUGCGCGCAACACGUUGAUGGCCUGCGGGCUGCUUGGUUGCGUACGCGCAACACGGUGGUGGCCUGCGGGCUGCUUGGUUGCGUGCGCGCAACAUGAUGGUGGCCUGCGGGCUGCUUGGUUGCGUACGCGCAACGCGGUUCCUGAGUUCACUGCAAAGCUGACAUGUGGCUUGCGGCUGCCAUGCGUGCGUCAGGGAAAAAGCAGCAGGAGAAGGAGCGGACGCUGCGAUGCAGCUGGCGCGGAAGCGCCAAAGGAAAAACCGAGUGAAGAAGAUGGCCAGAAGGAUGCAGCUAAGCCUGCGCGAGAGGCCAGUCACAAGCCAGGCGGCGCUCGCAAAAACUGGCACCGCAAGGACGGGGAUGACGACACGUGGACGUGCCCAGACUGCAAGCGCGUGAUCAAGAAUCACCCCGCGAGCAAGGACCAACAUCGGGUGUCGGCCUACUGCUUCUCGCAUCGCUUAUGGAACGCACAUGCGUUCGAUGACUGGUCGCUGUGCGAGAAAUAUGGAAAGGUUGGCACGGGGUACGAAGAGGAGGGCCGGAAGGCCACCAGGAACAGACACUGGGACAGUCGCUCGAAGGAGCGAACGCACCGGCGGAAGGAGCGAUCUCGCUCCCGCAGCAAUCGGCACAGGCUGCGGUCGCGGGACAGUGCGCGCGCCGCACGAUCUGCGGAGCGACGCAGGCAGGACAAGCGCCGCAAAGCAUCAGACACCGAGAGUGAGGAUGAGAGUGUAGAGGUGGACUAUGAAGAAGAUGGUCGGGCGCGGAAGAGUAAGACAGUGGCUCCGGCUACUGCGUCCGAAGAAAAAGCUGCAGCUGCGAAAACAGAAAAAUCGCAGCUCAAGGAAGCUGCCAAGAAGCCGCGGAAAUCGUCUGGGAAGGAUGGCGAUGGCUCUGUCCAGAAGGCGCCCAAGUCUUCGGCAAAAGAGAAGGGCAAAGAUUCCUCGGACGAAUGCACCUACACGAGUAGUCCGGAGGAAGACAAAAAGAAGCCGCUGGUGGCGACGAAGUCCGCUGCCGCUCCCGCAGCCAAAGCUGGCGGCUUGGCGCUGCCAGCUGUUGCGAAGGCGGCGCAGAAAGCUUCUGACCGUAGGCUCAAAGGCUUGGCCUCAACCGUCUCAGACUGGAAAAUCGUCGUCAUGGCUGAAACCGCAGCUGCUGCUCCAGCAGUCAUGCAAGUGGCUGCUUCUCAGGAAGCGACGACGGAUGCGGUGGUUGUGGUUGAUGGUGCUCAGGCACCGACGGCAGAAGCUGCUGAGGCAGCAGUGGAGACAAUCGAAGCUUCUGCAGAAGCGCUGGCGCCUGCUGAGGAUGCGAUCCCUGCUUCGCAGCCUAGGACGCCUGAGGUGGCGACCUGUCGGCGCUGCCAGCAAGAGAUCCAAGUGAAGGACGCCAUCUGCACGGCGAAAUUCCGAUUGGAGUUGCGUUACACUUGCCAUCCCUGUCACGCGGUGUUGUCGCAACUCCAGAGGCGCGGUGUCGACAUCAAAGAAGUUCUCACCGAAGCUGCUGCAGUCACGUUCUUUCAGGACGCAAAGAAUGAGCGUGCCAACGGCAUGGAAGGUCGUCUGUGCUACGCACAGUCCCGCGCGUUGCUGGUGCAAAAGAUGGUUGAAUCGACAACCCACUUGGAGAAGAAUGGCAGUGAAGGAGAGUUCCAACCGCUGUCACAUUGGAUGCUGCGGGGAUACGACUGCGAUCGUAUCGAGGCGCUGGCUGAGCGCCGGGAGCAUCCCAUCCUCGGCCCGACGUUCCGGGUGGACAUCGACAAGAUGUCCAAGGAACAAAUUCGAGCCAUUACGGAGGAACGGUUGCUGAACAUCGAGAGCCAGGCCCGUGAGCGACAGCAGCACAGGGCGGCUGGUGGCGAUGGCAGCAGUGCUGCGGCACGAGCUUUGCCUGACUUAGGGGUCGAAGUGGAGCAUGUUGCUGCUGCGGCAGACAAAAAGCGCAAAUCCCCUGAGGAAAAGCAAGCGGCCUCUGCUGCGGCUAAGGCCCAAAGACAGGAAGAGAAGAAACGGCAGAAACUGGAGCGUGUCGCUACCUCCGCUGCUGCAAAAGUGUUACCACAGCUGAAGAAAUGUUAUGACAAGCUCAAUGAGGUGCUGGACAAAGUUAGCACAUGUGGAGCGGGCCUGCCGGAGGCAAGCGCAGAACAUGUGCAGAAGACAAAAGCAACCUUGGAAGAGACGGUGAAGCAUGCCACCCACAUGCUCGCAGCAGCCGCCAAGGGACAAGAUCUGAACCUUGGAACCGACGUCUUGAAGACGGAAAAAGGUUUGAAUGACAUUCUCAAAGAAGGGAAUGCAGCCAUUCGAUCACUGCAGUUCUAUAUCCGUGAGACGAAGGAGAGUGCCAAAGCCGCAAAGGCUCAGGGCGGUGCGGCGAAGGCAAAAGCAAAGAAACAAUGCGGUGGGAAAGAAGAUAUCGAACGGAUCGCUGAUGCGCUAGAAAAUCUGAAAGAAGUGCUGGCGCAGAUCCACGUCAGUGAGGCAUAUGUGGAUCAUGUGUCCAUGACGAAGUUUUGUGAUCGCGUUCUCUGGUCGACCCGAGGGUUGCUGCUGCAAUGGGAAGUGACGACCACGUCCCUGCAAGAACUGCCUGUGAAGAAAAUGCCAGCCUUGGAAAAAAAUCCCGUUUGGAGGAUCACGCAUCCGAACCGGGAGAGGUACUUGAGCGAAGUCUCCGCGGGAGUCAACUUCCUGCUGGCUCAGCAGGAAAUAUUGACAGGGGAGCCUUGGGAUUGGCUUUUCCACUUCGUUCAUCAGUUAGAAUAUAGCAAAGACGUGGCUGCGGCCAUGGCCCGAUUCAGUGAAAAUAGUAUCGCCAAGAUAAGAGGUUGGCUGAAUGGAAAAGCUUGCAACCAGAAGAAGUCUGGCGCACUGAAACGAAAAAUGAGUGCAGCCUUGAGUCCUUAUCGUGCUUGCUACAAAGAAGUCGCUGUGUGCGAGAAAGAAACGGGGCAAAAGAGCAUAAUAUUCUAUAUGGCAGACGUGCGGCGUUUGCUUCGCUUGUAUGCUUCUGAAUGUCCUUCGUUUGCCUCUUUGCUGCGAAGCCCGGCAGCGCGAAAGUUCGAUGUGUUUCUUGCACACGACGAGGCGACUGCAGGAAAUGUGCUCAAUCCGCAGCAACGAAUGAAAACUUUGUUGGUGUAUUUUACGCUGAGGCCGCUGUCGCAGUACUUCGAAACUGCGCGAGCAUGGAUGCCUGUGGCGGCAAUCACCCACGAACAAAUACAGCAGUGUCCUGGCGGCCUGAGUGCCAUUACGGCCUGCAUUGUCGAAGACUGGCUGGAGCAGAACUUAGUCAGCGACUUUGUGGUCGCAGACGGUGUGCCGCCCAUGUCCCUGGCAAUCGCAGGAUUCAUCAGUGAUAUGGAAAAUCAACGGGGCGCUUUCGCAGCCAAGGGAAGCGCAGCAUUGAAGCCGUGCAUCCGCUGUGGAAAUUGUCUCAUGAAAGGCGCACAAGGCGCUGAGGUGUCUGAAAAUUUCUUCACAAUCGAAGAGCAUGACCUUGCUCUCUUUGUUGCGAAUGAUGCACGCGACGUUGAGAAUUACAUUGUCCACUGGAUAAACCAAAUCCCAAACGUGAGCAAAGCGGAAGUGGAACUGAGACAGAAAUGCUUGGGAUUCCAACUUGAUCCGAACAGCAUCUGGUCUUAUCCCCGGGCUCGCAGCAUCUGCCACAUUGGCAUUGCGAUCAACGAUGCAAUGCAUGCCUAUUGGGCAAAUGGUAUUUGCAAUUCAGAGAUUGCAUUGGUGGUCAAUGCUGUGAAGCGGCAUACCCAUAUGGAUGUGAGCCAUCUCUGUGAUGCCAUGGUCAGUGCAAACUGGAAAAGACAUAAGCCAGAAGAGAAUAAGCAUUGGUGCAAGCGUCUAUGGACGCCUGCUUUGUUCGGGGAGUACGAAUACAAGGGAUCCGCCACGCAGUGCCAUGCGUUGAUGGCCCUUAUGAGGUGGUACUGUGAGACCCUCUGGGUUCACAUCCCAUGCUUGCGCGCUGUCGCUGAGUGCUUCUUGGCGUUGGCGCGCUGCACUGAUGCUUUGCGCCAAGGCAAAAAGACACAUGACUGGUCAGACCUGGACAAAGCCCAGUCAGACCAUCACAAGCUUUUUGCCACGGUGCAUCCUGGUCUCAUGAGACCAAAACACCACCACCGCUUGCAUCUGAGCAACCACUACCGCAAACACCAUGUCAGCAGCAAUUGUUGGGGCAUUGAACAAUCCCACCAAAACUACAAGACCAUAUACGCUGACAACUUGCAACAGUUCCUUCGAGCUGACAACGGAGGAAAGGCAUACAGCCAGCAGCUCAUGCCACGGCUGCUGCUUCGUUCUCUGCAGCUGUGCCGAGAACAUCCGUUCGAGAGCGGAGACUUCACACUGGUUUCUCCGUUUACAACGGCAGAAGUCGAAGCCAGCACUGGACUGCAAGGCACGGAAAUCAGUCGCAGUUGCCGCCUGCGACUUGGGAUUAUCCACGAGAACUCAAUAGUUCUCUGGGGGAAAAGCUAUGAGAACGCCGCUGUGUGCCGUUUUUUUUUGGAACGUGACAAAAGACACUUUGUCUACUUCACUAAUUUGCAUCUCUCUGCAAGAGGCGAGUCAUAUCGCUGCUUCCGAUCCAUUGGUGAGGCCGACAUCAUGCCAAUGGAUGAAUUGCAUCCCUUGCGCAUCCCAGCCUUCACUAGCGCUGAAAGCGCAAAAAUAAUUUGUUUACUCUGA
Cladocopium goreaui is the source of this 6165-nucleotide messenger RNA. NCBI's taxonomy places the organism in Eukaryota, Dinophyceae, Suessiales, Symbiodiniaceae. The record is from the annotation of a GenBank genome assembly.